Tachysurus fulvidraco (yellow catfish) is the source of this 4462-nucleotide messenger RNA. Its product is annotated as FERM, ARHGEF and pleckstrin domain-containing protein 1. Bases 230 to 3316 code for a protein of 1028 amino acids. Gene Ontology annotation, cellular component: cytoskeleton. Gene Ontology annotation, molecular function: guanyl-nucleotide exchange factor activity; cytoskeletal protein binding. Lineage: Eukaryota; Metazoa; Chordata; Actinopteri; Siluriformes; Bagridae. The record is from RefSeq and is a predicted model, not a curated record. The transcript has 26 exons.
UACUGCUGCUUGUGUCUCCACGGGGAACCGGCCGACAUGGCGACCGCCACAACGCUACUCUCUGCAGCCAGCUGAACCAGGCUCUGCUUUUAUCCAGGCUCGGCCAGCAUUCGACCUCGGAGCCUUUAUUUAAACCCAACAAAACAUCCAGCUCCUUUACGGGGUGGAAACAAGCCGAGGUGGUCGGUGCGCUUUGUACCCAAGGCCAGUGGAGGGAGUGAGGAAGACUAUGGUGGAGCAGGAGCCAACGUCCUCGGCAGGGCAACGGUUGGGUGCCCCGGAGUCACUGGGCAUCAGCACGCUGGAAUCGGGCCAAAAGCCGCCAGCCAUGGGCACCGGCCGACACACAGCCAUAAGGGUGCGAAUGCUGGAUGAUUCCGAGGAGAUAUUCGAUGUCUCUCAGCGAGCAUCAGGCAAGGAUUUGUUUGAGAUGGUGUGUACUCACCUCAAUUUGGUCGAAGGAGAUUACUUCGGUCUGGAGUUCCAAGACCAGCAUAAGAUGACGGUUUGGCUCGACCUUCUAAAACCCAUCAUAAAGCAGAUCAAACGCCCCAAGCACACAGUUCUGCGGUUCGUGGUGAAGUUUUUUCCUCCUGACCAUGCCCAGCUGAUGGAAGAGCUGACCAGGUAUCUUUUUGCACUCCAGAUCAGGCAAGAUCUGGCCAGUGGUCGGCUGACCUGCACCGACAGCAGUGCUGCCAUGCUAGUCUCCCACAUCAUCCAAUCUGAGAUUGGAGAUUUUGAGGAGAUUCAGUGCAGGCAACAUCUCCUCAAUAAUAACUACAUUCCUGACCAGAUGGCCCUCAUGGACAAGAUCAUGGAGUUCCACCGUAAACAUGUUGGUCACACUCCAGCAGAGUCAGACUACCAGUUGCUGGAGGUGGCACGUAGGCUGGAGAUGUACGGCAUCAGACUGCAUCCGGCUAAAGACAGAGAGGGGACCAAACUCAGCCUCAGUGUAGCCCACACAGGAGUGCUAGUAUUUCAGGGUCACACCAAGAUCAAUGCCUUUAACUGGUCUAAAGUGCGCAAGCUCAGCUUCAAGAGGAAGAAGUUCCUUAUCAAACUCAGACCUGACCUCAACCAGAGUGCGUGUCAGGACACUCUGGAAUUUGUUAUGGCGAGUCGGGACUGUUGUAAAAUCUUCUGGAAGAUCUGUGUGGAGUACCAUGCUUUCUUCAGGCUCUUUGAAGAACCCAAGCCCAAACCAAAACCUGUCCUUUUCAGCAGAGGAUCAUCCUUCAGGUUCAGCGGCCGGACUCAGAAGCAAGUGAUAGAUUAUGUAAAAGAGGCUGAGUUUAAAAAACAUCCUUUCUACAGAAAACACAGUAAAGUUCAGUUCAACAGCAGCCUGUCCCCCUUGCCUUCUCCUGCACACUCACAAGUGCCAAAUCAAGCUGAUAGGCGAAGCUGGAAGGAGCCAGCGUUGGUUAGCUCUGAGGAUUCAGCUGCACUAAGGAUUCGUGGAAGCCCCCCUCCAUCGUCUCAGCAGAGUGACGGCGUGUUAUCUGAAGCGUGUGUCAGGCAGCAGAGUGGCGAGCUCAGCACUGCAGAAGCACCAGGUUUGUCCAUGUCUCUGGUGAACGGUCAUCGCCGUGCACAUGACCUGAACGGCAUGAGUUCGAGCCCGGAUGAUCAGCAGCCAUCACCUCUCACGUCCCCGCUCCUGAACGACGCCAGCAUUCUGCGCACAGAUGAUGAAGAGGAGAAUAGGAGAAAGAGAUUUCCGACGGACAAAGCUUACUUCAUUGCCAAAGAGCUGCUCACCACAGAGAGAACUUACCUGAAGGAUCUGGAGCUCAUCACUUUGUCAUUUCAGAGUGUACUGGCUAAAGAGGAGUGUGCUCCAGAUUCUUUAAAGAACCUUUUGAAAUCCAGCUUUGAACCGCUUCACACCUACCACUCUGAAUUCCUUAAAGACCUGGAGCAGAGACUUGCACUGUGGGAAGGCCGCUCAAAUGCCCACAUUAAGGGGGAUUACCAGCGUAUCGGGGACAUCAUGCUGAAAAACACCCAGGGACUGAAGCUGUUGACGGCUCAGCUGCAGAAGCACUCAGAGUGUGUGACCGAACUGGAGACGGCAUGUCGUUCCUCCGGGCGGCUGGAAACUGUGUGUCGAGACUUUGAGCUGCAGAAAGUGUGCUACGUGCCCUUAAAUGUGUUUAUUCUGAGGCCACUGCACAGACUGCUGCAUUAUAAACAGAUCCUGGAGAGACUCUGCAAACACUACCCUGCCACACACUCCGACUUCAGAGACUGCAGAGCUGCACUGGCUGAUGUGACCGAACUGGAGUCUGUGCUCCACUCCAGCAUGCUGAAGACCGACAACUACCAGAGACUGCUGGAGCUGCAGAAGGAUUUGAUUGGGGUGGACAAUCUGGCAACCCCAACGCGCGAGUUCAUCAGACUGGGCUGUCUAAGCAAACUUUCUGGGAAAGGCUUGCAACAACGCAUGUUCUUUUUGUUUAGUGAUGUGCUGCUGUACACAAGUCGGGGGAUUACAGCGUCCAAUCAGUUUAAAAUACACGGCCAGCUUCCUCUUCGUGGAAUGACAAUCAGGGAGAGUGAAGAGGAAUGGGGAGUCCCUCACUGUUUCACACUGGUCACACCGCGAAAGUCAGUGGUGGUAGCAGCAAGUUCUGUAUCAGAGAUGGAGAAAUGGAUGGAGGAUUUAAAGAUGGCCGUAGAUCUAGCUGAAGACUCUAACGGACCAUCAGUAUGCCUGCUGUCCAACAGCAAUGACGUCAAGUCUACAGGGGAGUGGGCCUCGGAGGUCGAGUCAGAGGAUGACAUGGCUGGGUCACGCACAUCAUUGGAACGCCAUGGCAACAGCUCAGCACAUCACCGUGGCAACACCAUGGUUCAUGUUUGCUGGCAUCGCAACACCAGUGUUUCUAUGCUGGACUUUAGCAUAGCGACGGAGGUACCAGGCUCUCCACUGCCUAAUCGCCUCUCUCUCUCCCCCCUCCUGUUGCCAUGUAACCAGCUGUCUGGGAACCUGCUACGGAAAUUUAAAAACAGUAAUGGCUGGCAGAAGCUCUGGGUGGUUUUCACCAACUUCAGCUUGUUCUUCUACAAAACACACCAGGAUGAGUACCCACUAGCCAGUCUGCCACUGCUGGGUUAUUCAGUAACCGUUCCAGCCGAGUCAGAAAACAUCCACAAGGACUAUGUGUUCAAACUCCACUUCAAAUCCCACAUCUAUUAUUUCAGAUCAGAGAGCGAGUACUCCUUUGAGCGGUGGAUGGAGGUGAUUCGCAGUGCCACCAUCUCAUCCAGCAGAAUCCGUUAUCUCAACCGCAAAGAGCCCUAUUGAGCCCGACAGCCUUGGGGAGCAAUCGUGUGUGUGUGUGUGUACAAGUGUAAUCUGAUCUUGAGGAUCAGUUUGUGUUAUCUCUUUAAAACAGAAUCACCUUUUGUGACAUUAACGUUUUUUCUAUCAUAAUUUUACACACCAUAAGACAUUUUUUGAUCAUGUCUGACCGUCUCUUGGAGAGUCCUGGUGCUUUUUUUUAAUGGUGACAUGUCUGCUGCACAUCGUAUUUUUCUGCAUAUCCGCUUUUUUCUGCAUUUUUCCUGCAUUUUUACUGGGCUGUUUUGCCUCUUUUAUAGAAUCUCAUUUUAUAUACUAUUAUUAAUUAUCUAUCUUUGUGCACUCUGUUUGCCAUAGCUGUCACUUGUUAUUUCAUAACGGAGGCCUAUCAAUACCGGUGCCCUGAUUUUUUUUUUUUUUUAAGUACGUUCAUGUAUGUUUUAUUUCUGUGAAAUUGAUCAUUUUUAUUAACAGACCUCUUGGAACCCAUUUGUUUAUGUGCCAUUUCGGAUGUAUUUCAUCUAAAUACAGAUUCAAUUUAUUGAAAAGAGCCUUCGUACAUUAUGUUUUAGAGAGGUUUUUAAAAAAUCUAGGCUUUUAACAUUAUUCAACAAUUUGUUUGGAUGUAAUUUGUUAAAUUGAAGAAUUUAUAAACUAGAAGUUUUCACAAGAAGAGAAAAGGUACAUCGAAACUUAUUGUAUGGAUUUAUUUCAUUAAAUUAGUGUUGAUAAUGACAUUUUCUUAAUUCAGGGUUGUUAAAUCUUGCUGCCAUUUUAGGAAAUAAAAUCAUAUUCUUUAAGCUACAGUAUAGAUAAAAUAGCCAUGCUUCACUUUCAACAAUUAGACACUAUAUUAUAUGAAGAAUGCCAUUGAGGAAGUAAAGCUUUAAAAAGUAGAAUUAUACAUGAUUUUGUAGUUUCAUACAUAUUAUUUACGCUCAGAUGACAAGUCUGCAUAAGAAGGUUUUGAGUUGUGGCUUAUCUGUGAAGAAGAUGGUGGUGGAUGACGACUUUGGCAAGGCAUGUCUAAUAAAUGUCUAUUACUUUACUUUGGACAGAGGAAGAAAUGUUUCAUAUUCCAGAUUAAUAAAAGAGAGAAACAGAGUGUUGUAUGGUUAUGUAAGCAAUAAAAACACUUUUGAACAUCCA